UAGUGUAUGGAGAUAUGGAGAUGCACAACACAACACAGCCUGUGUGAACAAGUUUUUGAGUCGAUAUACUACAUAACAACACAUAACGAGAUAUAUAAAUAUCUGUUGAUUCAAGAAUUCAAGAGAAUUAUUAAAAAACGAUCCCAAAGAAUUAUUAAAAGACUGAAAUACCGAAUUUCUCAAACAUAGCAGUUUGCUAGGGCGAGCACACGGUUAUGGAUCGCAUAGAUACUUGUAAAACACAAAUUGACAAAGUCAAAUACAAGAAUGAAGAUAUCGGCUCCGUUGUGCACAGGAAAUCAAGCAAAAAGUCGAAAUCUAAAAAGAGAAAAGUUAAUAAAAAGGAAAACAAGAAGCGUGAGAAAAAGAGAAAAUGCUCAUCCUCAAGCAGCGAAAACGACGACGGCGAUGAAUUUGAAUGGGUAGAGAGAAAUGAUGGAGGACAAGUCUCGUCGUGUACUAUUGAAAAUCUUGCUGAUCGUAAGGUACAAGAAAAUCAGAUUAAAAGAGACGAAUGGAUGAAUGUGGAAAGUUUUGUUCCAUAUUUAUCGAAGCCCAUUAGUGCAAAACCACAAAGAUCAGACAUAACGAAGGAAGGCAAGGCUGAGAUUCUUCCAAAUGAACCAGGGCAAAGUGACAGAGAAUUGAAUCCAUACUGGAAAGAUGGAGGUGAUGGGUUACCCCGAAGGAAUCCAGGAAAACCUGACAAUCCCAAGAUUUUCGAUGCAACGUGGCUAAAAAAGAGUCUUCGGCGUGCCGAGGAACAAGCUGUUCGAGAUGGUAAAUGUCUAGAGGAAGUGGCUGCUGAACGUUGGGGUUCCCUAGAAACUAUACGAACGAUGAUAACCGAAGCAGAAAGAGUGUCCAGUGCCGAACGGAAUAAAUUGUAUCGCAAAAGGUCACACAAUGACAGAAACAAUGAAGAUUCCUAUAGAAUUUCCGGUCUGAGAAUGAGAAAGCAUUCGAGAUCGAGAUCUAAAAGUAGAGACCGUGUUGAAAAACACACAACAUCUGACUACUCGUCCCAACGUCGCGCAGAGUUAAAACAAACUUAUCAAAGACCCAAAGAUAACGACGAUUAUUAUCAACGGACUAUGCCCGCCAGUAGUCGUAUGAAAAAUUGGAAAAAAGAUAAAGAACGUCAAGUUAUCGAGUUACCUGCAUCCGAACCGAAAGAAGUCGAUUUAGGGAACAUUAACAGCACGAAUGACAUGGAUGAGGGACAAAGCAUUGUUUUGACCGAAGCGGAAAUGAACAAAUUAGGAGCAAGAAUUAUUAAAGCUGAAUUAAUGGGCGAUGAUGAAUUGGCAGCGCACCUUAAAAUCCAAUUAGAGCACGCGAGAAAGCACGUUGCAUCAUGCAGUACCAAUGCGCAGGAGGAUAAUGUAAUUCUCACGAGAACCGAUGCAAAAGGUACUGCAAGACCGAUACAACCUAGAAGUCAAUCUAAGCGAGAAAAUUACGGAAAGAAGAAAACUAUCGAGACACAUAUCUCUGGUGAGAGAGUGCGCCAUUUCAUAGACGAUGAUAAAUAUUCCUUACGAGAAAUGUUUCAACGAGAGAAAGGAAGGUCCACGAAUGAAGACGAAGCAAUUUUCACUAAACUCGCUUCUAGAAGCAUGGAUCACAUGGAUGAUAUAUUUGAGCGACAAAUUAUACAAACGGAUUUGGAAGCGAGACAAGACAAGUUGGAUCGUACACAGGCGAUUAAAGAGCACAAAGAUUUAUCUAAAUGUAUGGACACGUGUUGGUGGUGCCUUGAUUCGAAAAAUAUGUUGAAGCACAUGGUCGUUGCAAUGGACUCUGUGAUUUGCUUAAGCCUGCCCGCUUGUACCUCCUUGAGUAGUGGUCAUUGUAUAUUGACUCCUGUACAACACGUGGCGUGUCAGUUGCAACUAGACGAAGAUGUAUGGGAUAGGUUGAAGGAAUUGAAAAGAAAAUUAAUAAAGAUGUUUACGAAAGAAGAUCUUUAUCCGAUAUUCUUUGAAGUGUAUAAAAGACGUUGUAAAUUUUCACAUAUGCAAUUAGAAUGUAUUCCCUUACCGAAAGAGAUUGGCGAGUUGGCACCGAUAUAUUUUAAGAAAGCUUUAUUGGAAUGCGAAAUUGAAUGGUCCAUCAAUAAGAAAAUUGUCGAUCUAACAUGUAAAGGUAUACGCCACGCCAUACCGAAUGGUUUAUCAUAUUUUAUGGUAGAAUUUGCUUCGCAUCCUGGUUAUGCUCAUGUGAUCGAGGAUGAGGAAAUGUUUCCGCGGAAUUUUGCCAAGGAAAUAAUAGGAGGGAUGCUGGAUUUGGAUCACAACCUGUGGCGCAAACCAAAAAAACAAAGUUUUGAGGAACAAAGAUUAAAAGUAUUAGAAUUUACAGAAAAAUGGAAAAAGUAUAAUUCUCUACAAUCGGAAAAGAAAAAAAGAAAAGAUGAACUUUAACUAAAAAGAACAGACCUAUUGACAGCAACUGCACAUGAUUGGGUUGCAGAAAGAGAAAGAUACGCUUUCUCUUUCUCUCUAUCGCAAGAUUUUGACGAUAUCACCUUAUGGCUAGACUCUAAUGAAACCAGUGCAGGAUCGCGAAUUGAAGACUCAGUGGAAACUAGGCUUGUGUUAUAU
Molecule: messenger RNA, 2606 nt
Organism: Temnothorax curvispinosus
Lineage: Eukaryota; Metazoa; Arthropoda; Insecta; Hymenoptera; Formicidae
Product: CWF19-like protein 2
Exons: 12
Coding region: 216-2426 (736 amino acids)
Biological process (GO): mRNA splicing, via spliceosome
Cellular component (GO): post-mRNA release spliceosomal complex
Source: RefSeq, a predicted model, not a curated record